AGCGAACUCAGACGUUCCUUACCAGACACAACUGCUGCCUGUUGUCAGCUGCAGCAAUUGUCUGAAGCCGUUCCCACCGUCUAUCGUCAUUUCUUUAUUCCCCGAUACUACUAUUUCGAUGCGCUGUCACAUCGAUGCCGACCUUUUCUGUAUCCUGGAACGGUGGAUCCGUGUACCCUGGACCAGGAGUCCGGCGUCGGUUCAGUUCAACUAAUUCGAUUCUAUUUCAACAAACAACUGAAACUCUGCGAAGAGUUCAUCUAUUUUGGUGCCGGCGGUAAUCGAAACAACUUCCUUACCAUGGAAGAAUGCCAAGCACAGUGUCCAGGUGGAGAUGAUUUCGCAUGUGUUCGGGAAGAGUCUCCGAAUCCAUGUGCAGUAACCGUCACCAUACCGGGAGGCCAAUGCACUCCCGGUGUGAGCUCCUGUGGAGGUGGUAGCUUCUGCCACGUCGGCGCUACUCCGCAGACCACAACCUGCUGCCCCAAACCAGCUCCUAUCGAUCGCUGUCAGCAACCUCUGAAUGUCGGCAUCGGGAAUGCCAACCUCCAAAGGUGGUACUUCAACCCGCUCACUCAGCAGUGUCAACCAUGCACCUAUCGCGGUCUACAGGGUAACGAGAACAACUUCCUCACUAAAAUCGAGUGCGAGACCUCAUGUCUUGGUUGGUUUGCUUUCCACCAU
Messenger RNA from Ostertagia ostertagi, 684 nucleotides. The record is from the annotation of a GenBank genome assembly. NCBI's taxonomy places the organism in Eukaryota, Metazoa, Nematoda, Chromadorea, Rhabditida, Trichostrongylidae.